This is a messenger RNA of Meloidogyne enterolobii, 971 nucleotides long. Lineage: Eukaryota; Metazoa; Nematoda; Chromadorea; Rhabditida; Meloidogynidae. The record is from the annotation of a GenBank genome assembly.
AUUUUCUAGAGGAAAGCACCAAAAAACAUCCAUUUCCUUGUCCAUGUACCUAUCGAACAGCGUUAACUCAUUAUGUUGAUAUCAAUUCACCUGUUAAAUCUCACGUUUUGAAAGCUUUGGCCGAUUUUUGUGAAAAUAAUGAGACUAGAGAACGUUUAGUGUUAUUGAGUACAGCGAGCGAGGAAGGAUUGGCUUUGUAUGCCGAUUAUAUUGUCAAAGAGCGCCGUAGUAUAGUUGACAUUUUGGCUACUUUUACUGAUUGCAAACCUCCAUUAGAUUUAUUAUUGGAAAUGUUACCACGUUUACAAGCUCGUUAUUAUUCAAUUUCGUCCUCACCAAAAUCAACAAAUUUAAAAAUUGCAAUCACCGCCCUUUUAAUUAGACACCAAAUUGAUGAAAAAAGAGUUUUCAAAGGAGUCUGUACAAAUUUUUUGUAUAAAUUGUCUGAAGGACAUUCUGUCCCAAUAUUUAUAAGAAAAUCAACUUUGAGACUUCCAAAUAAAUUGUUAACCCCAGUUGUGAUGAUUGGACCUGGAACUGGUUUUGCACCUUUUAGAGGGUUUUUGCAUGAAAGAUUGUGGCAAAAGAAGUCUGGGGGAAAAGAUAUUGGGGAAAUGCAUUUAUAUUUUGGUUGUAGACAUCCGGAACAUGACCAUAUUUAUAGAGAGGAAAUGGAGGAAUUUAUCACUUCUGGUGUUUUAACAGAAUUACAUGUUGCUUAUUCACGUUUACAAGACGAAAAAGUUUAUGUUCAAAACAAACUUUGGGAUAACCGUGAACGUAUUUGGUCUCUUAUAAAACAAGGGGCAGCUGUUUAUGUUUGUGGAGAUGCUCGUAAUAUGGCUAGAGAUGUUCAAAAUACAAUGUAUAAAAUUUUUGAACAAGUUGGUGGGCUCGGAAUUGAGGAAGGUCAAAAAUUAAUGAAGGAUAUGGAACGUCAACGGUUAUAUCAAGCAGAUGUUUGGAGUUAA